This is a messenger RNA of Diatraea saccharalis (sugarcane borer), 2668 nucleotides long. The record is from the annotation of a GenBank genome assembly. Lineage: Eukaryota; Metazoa; Arthropoda; Insecta; Lepidoptera; Crambidae.
AUGUAGUCUGUGUAGUGGAUAAUAGUUUUUAAUUUUUUUUAGAAGUUAAGUCUUGUUCAAGUAGACUGAUGUGUUGUUUUGUGCUUGUGUUAUGCAGUUUUAAAUAAAUGAGGUGAAAUUCUUAAUAACAAUGGCUCCAAACUUCAGUAAAUUAACUUCAAGGACCGAUGUUAAAAUCGCUUUGGCUGCCUCAGCAGCCUUGAGUGCAUGGGUCAUUCGGAACAGUUUGCAAGCAAGGUGCGAUUACAAAAUGUUUUGCUAUUGCUUUUUAAAUUUAAAUAAUCAAAUGAUUAUGAAUUUUGUUAGGUUUUAUCGUAGAAAAAGUAUCUAUAGAUUUCUUUUACUUAUGUUAUUUAUUACAUUUUAAUUAUUAUUAUAAGAUUAAAAUUACUUUUUAAUUUUAAAUGUUGUGCUUCUGUGCCUACGGUUUUUAUUUUAUUAUAUAUAUGUUAGCAUGUUGCUUGAUAGUAUUACAUUAACUCAUCAAAUAAAACUUUUCAGAAAAAACAAGAAUGUCAAGAAAGUAGCACGUUUAUCACCAGAGGAACAAAUACAGUAUAUGAUAAAAGAAAAAAAUAAAAAGGGACCAAAGGCUAAAGUGGAUGCGCGAUUUUUUGCUGAACUAAAAGCCCUAUGGGGUAUUAUGUUCCCUGGUCUAUGGAGUAAAGAAAGCGGCUUGAUGGUGCUUAUAGCAUUUUCAUUGAUAUCUAGAUCCAUAUGUGAUCUUUGGCUCAUUCAACACUCCACAUUAAUCGAGGGUUCUAUAAUCACAAUGAACCUUCCUGAAUUCAAGAGAUUAUUAACACAAUUUUUUAUUGCCAUGCCACUGAUAUCAAUUGUAAAUAAUGUAUUGAAAUGGAGUAUAGGUGAAACAAAGUUAAGAAUAAGAACCAAUUUAUCUGUACAUUUGUAUCAACAGUAUCUUAAGGGUUUCACAUAUUACCAAGUAACAAAUCUUGACAACCGGAUAUCAAACGCGGACCAAGUGUUGACCACUGACAUAGACAAGUUCUGUGAUACUGUCAUAGAUUUAUACAGCAACAUAAGCAAACCUCUUCUGGACAUUGGCAUCUACUUGUACCGAUUAACAACCAACUUGGGCCCUUCUACACCCGGUAUAAUGGUGGCAUAUCUCCUAUUAUCUGGAGUAUUCCUGACCUUCCUUCGGAAACCAACUGCUAAGAUGACAGUUCAGGAGCAGAAAUUGGAGGGAGAAUUCAGAUACGUCAACGCUAGGCUUAUAACGAAUUCAGAAGAGAUCGCGUUCUACCAGGGUAAUCAUAGGGAACAGCUGACUCUUCUGGCGAGCUUCUACAAACUGACGAGGCAUUUGAGGAGUUUCCUCAACUUCCGAGUCGCCAUGGGCUUCAUAGACAACAUAGUAGCAAAAUAUGUAGCCAUUACUGUCGGUUUCUAUGCUGUGUCACGGCCAUUCUUCGCCAAGAAUCACAAUCUGCUGACCACUGGCACUGAAAACGACAGGUUUAAGCAUUACUACACGUACGGUAGGAUGCUGUUGAAAAUGGCGGAAGGUAUUGGCCGAUUAGUGCUAUCCGGCAGGGAGAUGAAUAAAUUAGCCGGACUCACGGCGAGAGUUACACAACUACGGAUGGUUCUAAACGAUGUGUACAAUGGACACUAUGAACGAACCAUGGUCGACAGGAACUCACAGGGUGGCGAACCACCAAUGUUACUGGCCCCGGGCGCUGGACGUAUUAUCUACCAGGACAAGAUCAUCAGGUUCGACAAGGUUCCACUGGUGACACCUAACGGCGAUGUAUUGAUCAAGGAACUCUCCUUCGAAGUCAGGUCUGGUAUGAACGUACUGGUGUGUGGCCCCAACGGUUGCGGCAAGUCGUCCAUGUUCCGUCAGCUGGGCGAGCUGUGGCCGAUAUUCGGCGGUACUCUCACCAAACCGCCCAAAGGGAAACUGUUUUAUGUGCCGCAGAGACCUUAUAUGACACUAGGAACACUCAGGGAUCAGGUGAUCUACCCGCAGACCCGCGAGGAGAUGGUGCGGCGCGGGCGCACGGACGCGCAGCUGUCGCGCUGCCUCGAGCUGGUGCAGCUCGGGUACCUGCACGCGCGCGAGCACUCGUGGGACGCCGUCGAGGACUGGAUGGACGUGCUCUCCGGCGGGGAGAAGCAACGGAUCGCGAUGGCGCGACUAUUUUAUCACGAGCCGCAGUUCGCGAUACUCGACGAAUGCACGAGCGCGGUCUCUGUUGAUGUCGAGGGACAAAUGUACCAAUACUGCAAGGAGGUAUAACUAUAUAUAUUUGUUAUUUUAUAAACCUUGCAUACGCCAAUGAAGGCCAAUGAAAAAUUACAUUUUCUAUAUUGUCAUACAUUGAUCACAGUUAUAAUGAAAUGAUAAUAUCUUUAUUCAAGUAAGCUUGUUACAAACACUUUUAAAUAUUCCAAAAAAAAAAAUCCCCUACCACUUCAAGUGUUCGUGAAAAGUUUGAGAAACCCUGGACUAGAUAAAUAAUUUCAUUAUGAAUAAAAACUACGUCUCAAAUCAUUAUCACAGAUAAUUUAAUAUUAUUAUAAUUUGUUAAUUUUAUGGAGCAUAUAUUGACAUAAUUUAUUAUCUUUGAUCGAUUUUUGCAUUAACAACGCUGUACUGAAAAUACUCUCUGUAUUAGCGAAAAAGUAACAAAUGCUU